AACAGGAAACUGUCUUACUUUGUUGUUGACAAGAGCUAAUUCGCUAAUUUAAAUUUAUAAUAUUUAUCUGCCACCCACGAAGAUGACUCCUGCAAAGUGUAAAAGUGGGCCAAACACCUAUCAUUAAAUCUCUUUAAGACACGACACAUCAAAAUAGCCGCACUCGUAUGUAAAUCAGGCUCCUUAUUAUGCACACCACUUUCUUCAUCUAACAGUACCUUUUUCUGGUGGUACUUUAAAAAUACUAAUUAAGAAAGCAAUUUUGACCAUCGCAAUCCCUAAAUAAACCCCCUGUUUCCAGUCCACCCAUCGCUGAUCCCCCAGUUUCCCCCAUUUUCCAAACCAUUUGUCACACUCCCCGAUAAUGACUAGAAAAUGGUGAAAUGAAAUUUUACUUUCCUCGUACUUUCUUGCCGACAAAUCAAUACUUAUUUCUAGCGGCAUUUUUCGCGACGACACUUCAAAUUCUUCCUGCCACAAGAGUUGUGCUUCACCAUGUCGUAUAUCACCACAGUGGGAUUUAUUUCAAUUUCGAUUUGUGUGACUUGGUGCCAAGUGACCCUCCCGAACCAGCCCAUCAAAGAUGCCCUCUACCUCCACAACGCCACUUCCUCGAAUCUGACCCUAAGGGACUGCUCGUUCCGCCCAACUGACCAACGGCAGCGCUGCCCCGACCCCGACGUUAGGUUUAUUUUGUACAGCGGGGGCGAAAGCGAGGUGGUUGACUACACAAAAAGCGAUUUUUUGCGGCAGAGCAGGUGGGACCACACCAAGGAGGACAUGAUCCUGGUCCAUGGGUACGCGGGCGGCGAUGGUACCCUGCCCAUGGCCGUCCUCCGCGACGCGUACAUCAACCAUGGUUCUUACAACGUCUGGGUGGUGGACUGGGGCAAGUUGGGCCCUCCACCCUGCUACAGGGCCGCCGUUCACAACAUGAAAGCGGUGGCGCGGUGCAUUGGCGACCUGUUGAUGGCCCUAAGGGCCAUGGGACUGCAAACCGAUAAAAUGACCUGUGUUGGGCACUCGUUAGGCGCCCACAUCUGCGGCUUGAUUUCGCGCUACGUUCUGUUCCGAAUCCACAGAAUCAUAGGGCUAGACCCUGCCAGGCCCUUAGUACCGAACUCCUCACGGCUGGAAAGUGGGAGUGCAGCCGCUGUCCACGUUCUCCACACAAAUGCAGGGCAUUAUGGUGAAUCGGGGAAAAGCGGCCACGUGGAUUUUUGUAUUAACGGCGGAAGGGUACAACCUUAUUGCGAAAACUCUGGACUCGAUGAACAGUUGUGUAGCCACGUCUGGGCUGUGUGUUACUUGGCGGAAAGUAUCCACAAGGAUUUUGUUAAAAGGGCAGAGCCCUGCUCCAGACGGUGUCCCACGGGGCCAAGGCCGGGCCACCGCAUUGGGAUCCCGAUAGAAAUGGGACAAUUUACGCCUUUGUCGGCGAGUGGUUCGUAUUGUCUUCAUGAUAAUUAUCCUCCGUACUGUCCGACGCAAGCUGGAGGUGUUGGGGAUAAAAGAUGUUGCUUGAAGUCGCCACAAAUCAAACCACCCACAACUACGGAAGUUGAAGGAAUCCCUCCAUUCCUACUCUUCCAUGGAAAUGAAGAAACAAGUUGUGCCGUUAACGCGGUUUUUCGACAUCGAUCGAUGUUAGAAGCAUGUGUGUCCGAAAUGAUAAUUCCAGUGGCUGUGUUGUGGUCUUACUUCCUCAUCUAUUUAUCACAAAUUUGCACCGUUGCAAAUUCACUGCAACUGCUUUUCGGUGACUGCCCUAUUUAUUACGAGGAGCCAUGCAAUACCAACAUGGUCAAAUUUUUUCUCACCACUGGUACGGCGAAUUUAUCCACCUACCACCAGCUCAACCCCUUCAAAGUGCACUUACCCGAAAAUUUCGACAAGCUAGCACCAGUCAAAAUUCUGAUCCAUGGCUAUGGGGGUUUGGGCAUCGACAAGGCUAUUAAAAGCGUCAGAAAAGCUUAUCACGAAAUUGGUUACAACGUUAUUUUAGUGGAUUGGGGGCCUCUGUCGGAAGUCCCGUGCUACGCCACUGCCUAUCUGAACACCUGGCACGUGGGGCAAUGUAUAGCAAUCCUAGCAGUGAGCCUAAUCCCGCUGGGAAUCUCCCCCAGUUCCCUGCACUUAAUCGGGUUCAGUCUGGGGGCUCAUAUAGCAGGGUUUACUGGCGCUAACAUCAACAGGGCUUUGAGCAUCCGUCCUGCGAGGAUAACAGGCCUUGAUCCUGCCCUUCCCUUCUUUGCAACACCUAACAAAGAGUGGAAACUCGAUCCCUCUGACGCCAAAUUCGUGGAUGUGGUCCACACAAGUGCUGGGACUUUUGGAAAAGUGGAAGCGCUUGGGCAUGUUGAUUUUUACAUGAACGGGGGAGCUUUGCAACCGGCUUGCUACCAAGCACCAUACCCUCCACUGUGUAGUCAUAUAAUGGCGGGUUUAUAUUUUGCCGAGUCCAUCAAAAACAAAAAAAGUUUUAUGGGAGUGCAGUGUGAAAAUAUCGCAAAUUAUGUCUUAGGACUGUGUUCGGAAAACACCAAGGCAGUCAUGGGAGAAUUCACCAACAAACGGAUCAGAGGAAGUUUCUAUGUUGAAACUUCCAACUCGACUCCUUUCGCACUGGGCUAUGCAUUUGAAAAUUUUAUAUUUAGUUAGUUUAAUUUUUUUAAUAAAGUACAAAGUUUUUAUCAAUACCUAUUAUUAUCUAUUUUUAAUUUGCACAGAUAAGUAAUUUUUUUCCAAAUACAAAUUCAGGUGGAAAAAAGAUGAAGGGAAAAAUCCCGACUGCUGAAGCCUUCUCACUUAAUCUUCUUAUUUUCAUCAUUGAAAUAAAACUUCCGUUUCGAAAAAAAUCGGAAAAAAAUGUAGAUAUUUUUUUAAAUAAAAGACUUGAACGCUUUA
Tribolium castaneum (red flour beetle) is the source of this 2907-nucleotide messenger RNA. RefSeq lists its product as uncharacterized. Bases 496 to 2661 code for a protein of 721 amino acids. Gene Ontology annotation, molecular function: lipase activity. The record is from RefSeq and is a predicted model, not a curated record. Gene Ontology annotation, biological process: lipid catabolic process. The transcript is spliced from 10 exons. NCBI's taxonomy places the organism in Eukaryota, Metazoa, Arthropoda, Insecta, Coleoptera, Tenebrionidae.